CGCCCGCCCGAUGGGGCUGGAGUGAGCUGCGCGUGCCGGCGGUGGGGGAGCAGAGCAGGCUACGGAGAGCGGAGCGGCGCGCCCACCGCGGACCAUGGGCUCCAUGUUCCGGAGUGAGGAGGUGGCUCUAGUCCAGCUCUUCCUGCCCACAGCUGCCGCCUACACCUGCGUGAGCCAGCUGGGCGAGCUGGGCCUCGUGGAGUUCAGAGACCUCAAUGCAUCGGUGAGCGCCUUCCAGAGACGCUUUGUGGUGGAUAUCCGGCGCUGUGAAGAAGUGGAGAAGACCUUCACCUUCCUGCAGGAAGAGGUGCACAGGGCCGGCUUGCUGUUGCCCCGGCCCGAGGGGAGGCUUCCCGCGCCCCCACCCCGUGACCUGCUGCGCAUCCAGGAGGAGACGGAUCGCCUGGCACAAGAGCUGCGGGAAGUGCGUGGCAACCAGCAGGCGCUGCGGGCCCAGCUGCACCAGCUGCAACUCCACUCAGCCGUGCUGGGCCAAAGCCACGGCCCCCUGCCGGCAGCUGCCCACAUAGAUGGCCCUUCCUCGGAGAGAACCCCACUGCUUCUGUCCCCUGGGGGAUCACACCAGGAUCUGAGGGUCAACUUUCUGGCAGGUGCUGUGGAGCCCUACAAAGCUGUGGCCCUGGAACGCCUGCUCUGGCGAGCCUGCCGCGGCUUCCUCAUUGCCAGCUUCAGGGAGACUGAGCGGCAGCUGGAGGACCCUGUGACGGGUGAGCCUACAACAUGGAUGACCUUCGUCAUCUCCUACUGGGGUGAGCAGAUAGGACAGAAGAUCCGCAAGAUCACGGACUGCUUCCACUGCCAUGUCUUCCCGUUCCUGGAGCAAGAGGAGGCCCGGCACGGGGCCCUGCAGCAGCUGCAGCAGCAGAGCCAGGAGUUGCAGGAGGUCCUGAGGGAGACUGAGUGGUUCCUGAGCCAGGUGCUGGGCCGGGUGCAGCUGCUGCUGCCACCAUGGCAGGUGCAGAUCCACAAGAUGAAGGCCGUGUACCUGAUGCUCAACCAGUGCAGCGUGAGCACCACGCACAAGUGCCUCAUCGCCGAGGUGUGGUGCGCCACCCGCGACCUGCCCACCCUACAGCAGGCGCUGCAGGACAGCUCGAGUGAGGCGGGAGUGAGCGCUGUGGCUCACCGCAUCCCCUGCCGGGAACUUCCUCCAACCCUCAUCCGCACCAAUCGCUUCACGGCCAGCUUCCAGGGCAUUGUGGAGGCCUACGGCGUGGGCCGCUACCAGGAGGUCAACCCUGCACCCUAUACCAUCAUCACCUUCCCGUUCCUCUUCGCUGUGAUGUUUGGCGACGUGGGCCAUGGCCUGCUCAUGUUCCUCUUCGCCUUGGCCAUGGUGCUGGCUGAGGACCGGCCGGCUGUGAAGGCCGCACAGAAUGAGAUCUGGCAGACCUUCUUUGGGGGCCGCUACCUCCUGCUCCUGAUGGGCCUGUUCUCCGUCUACACCGGCUUCAUCUACAAUGAGUGCUUCAGCCGCGCCACCGUCAUCUUCCCCUCGGGUUGGAGUGUGGCUGCCAUGGCCAACCAGUCAGGAUGGAAUGACACGUACCUGUCUCAGAACCCAUUGUUCACCCUGAAUCCCAAUGUCACCGGCGUCUUCCUGGGGCCCUAUCCCUUUGGCAUCGACCCGAUCUGGAGCCUGGCCACCAACCAUUUGAGCUUCCUCAACUCCUUCAAGAUGAAGAUGUCUGUCAUCCUGGGGGUCACCCACAUGGCCUUUGGGGUGUUCCUCGGAGUCUUCAACCACGUGCACUUUGGCCAGGCUCACCGGCUGCUGCUGGAGACCCUACCCGAGCUCGUCUUCCUCCUGGGCCUCUUCGGUUACCUCGUCUUUCUGGUCGUCUACAAGUGGCUGAGUGUCUCGCCCGCCAAUGCCAGCUCGGCUCCGAGCAUCCUCAUCCAUUUCAUCAACAUGUUCCUCUUCUCACACAGUGCCACCAACCAGCCGCUCUUCCCCCGGCAGGAAGUGGUACAGUACAUACUGGUGGUCCUGGCCUUGGCCACGGUGCCUGUUCUGCUGCUGGGUACACCCUUGUACCUGCUGCACCGGCACCGCCGCCGCCCCCACUCAUGGAGAAGGCCCGAGGGCCAACAGGAUAAGGGCAGUGCCAGGCUUCUGGACUCUCCUGAGGCCUCCACCUCCGAGAAUGGCUGUGGCUUUGAUGAGGAGAAGACAGGGUGUUUGGAGGACAAGGAAGACGAGUUUGUCCCCUCCGAGGUCUUCAUGCACCAGGCCAUCCACACCAUCGAGUUCUGCCUGGGCUGCAUCUCUAACACAGCCUCUUACCUGCGCCUCUGGGCCCUGAGCCUGGCCCACGCCCAGUUGUCCGAGGUCCUGUGGUCCAUGGUGAUGCAUGUGGGCCUGGUCAUGGGCCAGAAGGUGGGUGUGGCGGCUGUGGUGCUCGUCCCCAUUUUUGCCGCCUUCGCUGUGAUGACGGUGGCCAUCCUGCUGGUGAUGGAGGGUCUCUCUGCCUUCCUGCACGCGCUGCGGCUGCACUGGGUGGAGUUCCAGAACAAGUUCUAUGCAGGCACUGGCUACAAGCUGAGCCCCUUCACCUUCUCCGUGGAAGAUGAGUAGCGCCCAUCGUGGGUUGUGUCUAUCCCAUCCUUACCUCCCUGAGGCAGGGAGGAAUAAAGAGCUGGCAGGCCAGGAACUGGGUUUUGGUCCUCUUUGGGACACCACAGCUAGGCUGAAGCCAGGAUGGGCAGGGCCUGGGUUUCGGGCUUCUGGUUGGCUGGCCCCUGCCAGUCCCUGUGCUGGUGUUCCCUAGCCCUCUUUCCUAGCUGAGGCAGGAGGGGGGUGGGAGGUACUGGCCUGGGACCUGGGCCUUGAAAAGUCGGGGUGAGGUCCCAUGAGCAGUAACUGAGUGACUCAGUCUUGGGGUGAGGUUGGGCAGCACGAGGGCGGAGAAGGGAUUUUUGCAGCGUCUUCUAGCGUGGAGUGAGUGAGUGGAUUCCAGCCGGCUCCAGGGCAUGAGCGAUCCCUGUAUGCAGACUGACUAUCUGGGAUACUCUGGAUUGUGGUAGCUGCUCCAUGGGCCUCUGGUUGGUGUUCCAAACCUGGGACUGGAGCCCCAUGGUUUUGAGUUGCUCUGAAAUAGAGUAGCCUGGGAAUUGCCCUGGGACCUGACAGUCAGAACAGCGGUCAAGUUGAUUCUAAAGCCUUGUCUCCCCAUCCUGAGGCUCUGAGUCGUUUCCUGCCCCCCAGUCCUUCCCUGCCCAAGGCAAGACCGUCCCACCACAGCUCUGAGGUGGAGCCAGUGGAUCUCAGAAGCCUUAAUUUUUCCACCCAAAAAACUACAAAGUGGUUCUUCCAGCUUGAGGUCCCAGGAACAAUGGCCACUUGGAGGCCAGAGCUGCCCUGGGCACAGUGAGCAAGGUGGCCUGGCCCAUAGUAAUGGCUCUGGCCAGCAGCAGGGAGGGGCCUAUUCCUUGCAUCCGGGACUGCUCGGUUAAGAACCCCUGGAUGCUAGGUUAGGGAAUGAAGGGUGCUGAGGCAGCUUCACGUGACUGGUCGUCAGCUCACAGAAACGUGGGUAGUAGAGGCUGGCUUGGCGUAGGUUGAACACAGGCCUCAAGGCUAUGGCCAGACCUGGACUAAAUCUGGAUCCGGAACCCUUACCCUUUCCUGGGGAGAA
This is a messenger RNA of Castor canadensis (American beaver), 3659 nucleotides long. It is a transcript of the gene Tcirg1, whose product is annotated as T cell immune regulator 1, ATPase H+ transporting V0 subunit a3. Gene Ontology annotation, biological process: vacuolar acidification; proton transmembrane transport. Gene Ontology annotation, molecular function: ATPase binding; proton-transporting ATPase activity, rotational mechanism. NCBI's taxonomy places the organism in Eukaryota, Metazoa, Chordata, Mammalia, Rodentia, Castoridae. Gene Ontology annotation, cellular component: vacuolar proton-transporting V-type ATPase complex; plasma membrane; vacuolar proton-transporting V-type ATPase, V0 domain. The record is from RefSeq and is a predicted model, not a curated record.